AUGAGCCUCGCCGGCAUUACGCUCGAGACAAAGGAAGGCACAAAGGUGCCCGCUGCAGAGGCGCUGCGAGGGAAGAUCGUCGUCCUCUUCUUCUCGUCCGAGUGGUGCCCGGCGUGCAAGCUCUUUGUUCCUACGCUGCACACGCUGCACGAGGUUGCCCGGGAGAACGAGGCGCGCUACAUGGCCAAGUCGCACGGCGACUGGCUCAGCGUCCCGUUCGAGGACACGGCCACACGCGACGCGCUCAAGGCCAAGGUGCUGUGCUUCUACUCCCUGCACCGCCAGCCGCGGGUCGGCGAGCGGUACGAGCCUCCGCUCGGCCUCGCUACCCAGCGCGUGCAGCGCGUAGCAGCGGCAGUCCUUGCCGAGGAGCAAGAGGGCAUCGGGGAACCUCGGCGCUGA
Molecule: messenger RNA, 402 nt
Organism: Emiliania huxleyi CCMP1516
Lineage: Eukaryota; Haptophyta; Isochrysidales; Noelaerhabdaceae
Exons: 4
Coding region: 1-402 (133 amino acids)
Biological process (GO): photoreceptor cell maintenance; sensory perception
Source: RefSeq, a predicted model, not a curated record